UCCAGAAAAUCAACUGGCAUCCCCUCCAGUACCUCUUUGUGCCUGGUCUACCCCAUACGCCAGGCCUGGGUCUGGGAUUGUCCUAGGGCAUUUAAACACAUGUUGUUUCAGGAGUCAGUGACCUUCGAGGAUGUGGCCGUCUACUUCUCUGAGAACGAAUGGACCGGCCUGGCCCCCGCUCAGAGGGUGCUGUACAGGGACGUGAUGCUGGAGAACUAUGGGGCUGUGGCUUCCCUGGCAGCAUUUCCAUUUCCCAAACCGGCUCUGAUUUCCCAGCUGGAGCGAGGGGAAGCACCCUGGUGCAAAGCUCCUCAGGGAGCUCUGGAUGGAGAGGGCCCAAGGGGUGUCUCCUCAGGAUGUCCAUUUCUAAAGCCUGCUGGGAUCUCCCAUCUUGAGCAGGUAGAAGAGCCAUUGAACCUGAAACUUCGAGGAGAGGGUCCAAGCCUAAGCUGUACUGAGGGUGUGCUGAAGAGUCAGAAAGAUUUUAUUCUGAAGGAGGAACGUUUUGAGGAGGCAAAGGACCACAUGGUGUUAUCAAGCAGACCCCGGUGGUGUGGCUCCCAGGAAUUCUGGUUUGGAAAAACCUGUGAGGAGGAAAAAAGCAGGUUAGGGAGGUGGUCUAACUACUCCAAUGGGAGAAGUAUGGAGAACACUGCAAAUGAUAUUAUAGAAGUGAUUGUCAAAGAUGAGAUGGUCUCAGGAGAAGAUAGUUCAGAGAAUGCUGAUGUGAAUACCCACCUUGUUAUACAUCAGGAAAUUCUCAGUGAGCAGGUGUUCUAUAUAUGUGAAGAAUGUGGCAAGUGUUUUGAUCAAAAUGAAGACUUUGACCAACAUCAGAGAAUUCAUAAUGGAGAGAAGGUCUAUGGGUGUAAGGAAUGUGGAAAGACUUUCAGUUUUAGAUCACACUGCAUUGCACAUCAGAGAAUUCACACAGGGGUGAAACCCUACGUUUGUCAAGAAUGUGCUAAAGCCUUCGUUUGGAAGUCAAACCUGAUUCGACACCAGAGAAUACAUACUGGAGAGAAACCCUUUGAAUGUAAGGAAUGUGGGAAGGGCUUUAGUCAGAACACUAGCCUUACACAACAUCAGCGAAUCCACACUGGGGAAAAACCAUACACUUGUAAGGAAUGUGGGAAAAGCUUUACUCGGAACCCAGCCCUACUUCGACAUCAGAGAAUCCACACUGGGGAGAAGCCUUAUGAAUGCAAGGACUGUGGGAAAGGCUUUAUGUGGAACUCUGAUCUUGCUCAGCACCAGAGAGUCCACACGGGGGAGAAGCCCCAUGAAUGUACUGACUGUGGGAAAAGCUUCAUCUGCAAGGCACACCUUAUCCGACAUCAGAGAAUCCAUACUGGGGAAAGACCCUAUCAAUGUAAUGACUGCGGGAAGGCCUUCAGUCAGAAUUCUGUUCUGAUUAAGCACCAGAGGCGCCAUGCCAGAGAGAAACCCUGUAAUUGUCAGACCUCUCACAUUGAACAUUAGAGAAUGCAUAAUGGUGGUACUUGCUUAUAAUUCUUAUGCAACAGGAACCCCAGAGACAAAACAAGGUGAUUGUCCACAGUUUGUUAUAACUGUAAUAGCCAGUAUUAUCUUACCCCUUCUGAGUAGAUACCCUGUGCUCUAGCAAGAGUGGUCCUCCUGUUAGACCAUGUUCAUGCUAGGCAACUUUUAGUUGAGCAUCUACUCUGUCGGGUACUAUGCUAAUCACUUUAUGUACAAUCUUUAGUUUUUCUUAAUCCUAUUGAGGUAGGUACUCAUCCUCGUUUUACAAAUGAGAAAUCUGAGAUUGAAAGAAGUUAUAAAACUCAUUCAAGGUCACUUAGCUAAUAUGUUACAGAAUUGAGAUUAGAAGCAGGUCUAUCUGACCUCAGAGUCUGCUGUUCUUUAUUUGUGCACAUUUCUGCUUCUGCUCAUUUCUAUUUGCUCAAGUUUCCCUAGGCUAAAAAUUUCCCUUUCUCAUCUAAUACCCAGCUUCUUCAACCAAACAGACCUCUCUUCCUCUUCUACUUGUAAUCAGUACUGUCCAAAUUGUUAUUUAACUAUGUGCUGUCUUAUAUUUUUCUAAUGUCUUACUGUGUUAGUCCAGCUAAAUGUCUCUUUGAGGACCAACACUGUAUUUCUUUCAAAUUUUGAAACUUAUUUAUUUUUGACUAGCUGUAACAUGCUCAUGAUAAAAAAAAAAGUUGAAGUAGUUCAAAAAGGUGUUCGGUGAAAAGUAAAUCUCCUUGUCACUCCUAUCUCCCAGUCUGUCUUCUCAGAGACAGCUACUGUUACUGGUUGUGUGUCUUCCUGGAUAUAUUCUUUCUAUAUACAAGUACUCAGCUUUCAUAAAUCUACCUCACUGAAAACCAUGUUUGCUGUAGAUGACAAUGCAGUUACAUUGCCAACUCCAGAACUUUCUCUUCCUCUGAAGCUGUGGUCCACCCUGAGGUCACCAAGGUAACUUAAGGAAACUAGUGGAGGGUAGUCUGAAUUGUGCAGUCUUGGGAGACCUGAUUCCCUUUGUGUUAGAAGAUAGCACUCUGGGACUGGGAAAAUGUAAAGCAAGUGGGAGACUUUGUUUUGUUUUGUUUUCAUAAAAAUUUGUAUAGCUACAACCCCUCUCAUUGUUCCACUAUCCCAGAUCCCCUUCCAGUCUUUCCCUUCUCAUCAUCAUGAUAGCCCACAUUCCAGAGUAAGCUGUAUUAUUAGAGAAUGGUAUUGACCAUCUUCAAGGGUUAGAGAAACAAAGGCCCAAUUCAGAGGAGAGUGCUGGCCAAAACAGAUGAAACACAUUCCAGACUUCACCUUUCGAGCCAUUUUUCAGCAGUUUGCCUCUCUGCUAAUUAGGCAUUCCGCUUUAGAAGCUCCCAGCCAGGUAAU
Messenger RNA from Callorhinus ursinus (northern fur seal), 2862 nucleotides. It is a transcript of the gene ZNF662, whose product is annotated as zinc finger protein 662. NCBI's taxonomy places the organism in Eukaryota, Metazoa, Chordata, Mammalia, Carnivora, Otariidae. Gene Ontology annotation, cellular component: chromatin; PcG protein complex; transcription regulator complex. The record is from RefSeq and is a predicted model, not a curated record. Gene Ontology annotation, molecular function: RNA polymerase II cis-regulatory region sequence-specific DNA binding; DNA-binding transcription factor activity, RNA polymerase II-specific. Gene Ontology annotation, biological process: regulation of transcription by RNA polymerase II.